GCCAUGUUAGCUGAUGUUAAGUAAACACCACGGAGGAAAAGAAGCUGAGGGAUAAAUGGUCCUGUGAAGCCAAGAACCAUCAGCAAAGAGGAUCUUGUUCAAGCAGAAAUGAGACGAAUUUUUUCCAGUCCUUCUGUGGGAAAUCCACAGUCCUGUCCUUCCCAAUCAAUUGAGGAUCAUAGUGCUUUGGCCAAGAAUGCUGUUACGUCAUUGACACAGCAUGAAUUUGUCGGAGAAACAUCUGCUUCAACUAAUAACCAACAACUGAAGUCCAGUUCAAUCCAAAAAGUAACAUUGUAAAGCGCAAACGUGUUGGUGCACCAUCGUCCUUUUACAAAGGGAAGACUGUGCCAUCUAAAUCUAGCAAAACCGUUGUUAAGGAAGAACAAAGAAGACUUGUGGCCUUGAACUAUCCUGGUAAAAAAGCUCCUCGUGUUGAUACGUUUAAAGAUGAUUUAGUGGUGUUUGAUGGUCUGAUAAGAUUUCUUAAUAAUGAUACAUGUACAGAGCAGACCGUAAGGUCGAAGAUUGCUUGCAAGUUGAAGCAGAAGAGAGCUUUUUUUGUGGACCUUGUCACAUGCCGAUCAGAAGAUUUUGACUUUGUUAAAGUUGCCAAUAAGCGCAUCCGUCGUCCAGAUGGGAAUGAUGAAAUAACAACUCCUCCUGGGUCUGCUGGUGUUGAAAGAGAUCUUGCAGAGAUUUUUCAUGAUGAUAGUGAUAGUGAGAAAUGGCUCGAAGUUUCAUGCCCCUGUGUUACAAAUAUCAGGAAUUUACAAGCAAGGUGCUAUUUAUGUACUUCUGAAUAAGAGCUUCACGGUAUUCAAGGAAGGUGAGAUUGAUGAUUCAAGUGAUAGUGAUUUAGAGGUAUAACCCAUUCAGUCCAGUGACGGCUUGCAAUCAACCAGUUGCCUUGGCAAAAAGGGGUAUCCUUCAGUGGUGACUGAUCAUCAUUCUGAGCAACAUUUGUUGCCUGCACAUGACUACCCUUCCACAAGUGGUAUCAAAAACUAUAUAUUGUCUGCCAGUGCCUCUUACACCAAACAAUGGAAGUUCUGCCACUGAUGUACCAAGGACUGACAGAAAGGAUGCUCCUUUUGUAGACCAGUUACAAGAGUUGUUUCCCCAGCUAUCUGGUAGCACCUUGUAUGCCACAGCUCAAUCAUCAUCUACAAUGGGUGAUGCUAUUGACAGGAUUCUAUUGCUGACCAAUGGAGACCAGAAGGAAGGAAGUCUCCAACUCCUUCAUGGGACAUUCCCUGGGCCAAGCAAGGAUGAAAUAACAACUCCUCCUGGGUUUGCUGGUGUUGAAAGAGAUCUUGCAGAGAUUUUUCAUGAUGAUAGUGAUAGUGAGAAAUGGCUCGAACUUUCAUGCCCCAGUGUUACAAACGAGCAAAGCAUUCCUCAUGCCGCCUGUAAGAAGGAAACAUGCGUUGACUCUCCAGAACAUGUGAUGGCCGAGUCUAAGUCUAUGACUAUUUAAGGCGGUACACAGCUUAUA
Orbicella faveolata is the source of this 1498-nucleotide messenger RNA. RefSeq lists its product as uncharacterized. NCBI's taxonomy places the organism in Eukaryota, Metazoa, Cnidaria, Anthozoa, Scleractinia, Merulinidae. The record is from RefSeq and is a predicted model, not a curated record.